Molecule: messenger RNA, 1026 nt
Organism: Plasmodium coatneyi
Lineage: Eukaryota; Apicomplexa; Aconoidasida; Haemosporida; Plasmodiidae
Product: Exported protein 2
Exons: 3
Coding region: 202-1026 (274 amino acids)
Source: RefSeq, a predicted model, not a curated record
AACGUGUCAUUGUGAAGGAUAUUUCUUCAGUAUACACACACGUUGGUCGCAGUUUUAUUAAGAUUGGCAUACGUAUUUAUCCAUCUCCGCCCUUUUCCAUUUCUGAUUUUGUGAAAUAAAGGAGACGUCGAAAGACAUCCCAUUCGCCCGAAUUAAUUACGCGUUUUACUUUAAUACUUAAUUUCCCCGUUGGUGUUGAAAAUGAAAGUCAGUUACAUUUUCUCACUCUUUUUCUUCCUGAUCGUUUAUAAAAAUACGACCACCAAUGUUGUGCAAUGUGGCAACUACAGUGAUUUAGCGGCAACGAGCGCCUUAACAACCAUAGUCAAGGACCCAAUUAGUUUAACCAUCAAAGAUUUGUAUGAACAUGGUGUGAAGGACCCAGUCACAAAACUUAUUCAUAAAAUCAAGAAAGUAGUGCGCUAUAGAAAAGUUUUGAGAUGGUCCAGAAUAUGGUGGGUACUACUCGUUAGAGAAAUUGUCGGAGAUAAUGCCAUUGAAAGGAAAACUGAAAAGGCCUUACGAGAAAUCUGGGACCAGUGUACCAUUGCCGUGUACAACAACACCCUUUAUGCCAUCGAGUCCAAGCCAUUGCUAUUCUUGCAUGGUAUUUUGAACGAGUGCAAAAACAACUUCUCCACAAAAUUGAGACAAGACCCAGGUUUGAUUGUAGCCAAAAUAGACCAAAUAUUAAAGUCCCAAAUAUAUCGUUUCUGGGUAUCAGAGCCAUAUUUGAAAAUCGGAAAGUCGGGCAUCUUCUACACCAGAAUCAACUCCAAAAAUGUGCCUCCUCUACCCAAGGAAUGCACUUUGAAACACUUGUCAUCAUACAUGGAGGAAAAAUUAAAGUCUAUGGAGUCUAAGAAGAAUAUUGAAUCGGGCAAAUAUGAAUUUGACGUGGAAUCGACGAAAAAUUCAACCGAUGAUAGCCAGGCGGAUGAGGAAGAUGAAGAUGAAACUGAAGAGGACGUCUUUGAGGAUGAAUCCUUUGAACAGAAAAAGGACGAAGAGAAGAAAGAUAAAUAA